Messenger RNA from Myodes glareolus (Bank vole), 2767 nucleotides. The record is from RefSeq and is a predicted model, not a curated record. Lineage: Eukaryota; Metazoa; Chordata; Mammalia; Rodentia; Cricetidae.
GCCGGGGAUGAGCUGCCUGCGGUGAGAGUGUCGCUUCGGCCCCCGCCAGGCCGCCCUGCCAGCCGCGAUCAUGUCCAUCCACAUCGUGGCGCUGGGGAACGAGGGCGACACGUUCCACCAGGAUAACCGGCCGUCGGGGCUCAUCCGCACCUACCUGGGGAGAAGCCCGCUGGUUUCGGGGGACGAGAGCAGCUUGUUGCUGAACGCGGCCAGCACGGUGGCGCGCCCGGUGUUCACCGAGUACCAGGCCAGUGCAUUCGGGAACGUCAAGCUGGUGGUGCACGACUGUCCCGUCUGGGACAUUUUUGACAGUGAUUGGUACACCUCCCGAAACCUAAUUGGAGGUGCUGACAUCGUUGUGAUAAAAUACAAUGUAAAUGACAAGUUUUCAUUCCACGAAGUAAAGGAUAAUUAUAUUCCAGUGAUUAAAAGAGCAUCAAACUCAGUUCCAGUGAUCAUUGCAGCUGUUGGGACCAGGCAACAUGAAGAAUUACCUUGUACAUGCCCCCUGUGUACCUCAGACCGAGGGAGCUGUGUUAGUACCACAGAAGGGAUCCAACUUGCCAAAGAACUGGGAGCCACCUACCUGGAGCUGCACAGCCUUGAUGACUUCUACAUCGGAAAGUAUUUCGGAGGAGUGUUGGAGUAUUUUAUGAUUCAAGCCUUAAAUCAGAAGACAAGUGAUAAAAUGAGGAAAAGGAAAAUGACCAACUCCUUUCACGGUAUUAGACCACCUCAACUUGAACAGCCAGAAAAGAUGCCUGUCUUGAAAGCUGAAGCAUCGCACUACCACUCCGACCUGAACAACUUGCUGUCCUGCUGCCAGUGUGUGGACGUGGUGUUUUAUCACCCGGAAGUGCCGGGUGCCGUGCAGGCCCACAAGAUUGUUCUCUGCGCUGUGAGCCAUGUGUUCAUGCUGCUGUUCAAUGUGAAGAGUCCUACUGACAUUCAGGAUUCCAGUAUCGUCCGAAUGACCCAGGACCUCUUUGCCAUCAACAGAGAUGCUGUGUUUCCAGGUGCUAGCCAGGAAUCUUGCAGCAACCCGCCGCUGCGAGUCAUUGUGAAGGAUGCGCUCUUCUGCUCGUGCUUGUCCUAUAUUCUGCGCUUCAUUUAUUCAGGUGCUUUUCAGUGGGAAGAGCUGGAAGAAGACAUCAGGAGGAGGCUGAACGACUCGGGGGAUGUUUGCGAUGUGAUCGAGAAAGUUAAAUGCCUUUUAAAAACACCAGGAAAGAUCAGUUGCCUGAGGAAUUGCAAGACCUACCAAGCCAGAAAGCCUCUGUGGUUCUAUAAUACGUCACUCAAGUUUUUCCUCAAUAAACCAAUGCUUGCCGAUGUUGUCUUCGAAAUACAAGGAACAGCUGUGCCAGCCCACAGGGCCAUCUUGGUGGCACGAUGUGAAGUGAUGGCGGCCAUGUUUAAUGGUAAUUACAUGGAAGCCAAGAGUGUCCUGAUUCCAGUGUAUGGCGUUUCCAAAGAGACUUUCUUGUCAUUUUUAGAAUACUUAUACACAGACUCUUGUUGCCCAGCUGGCAUUUUCCAGGCCAUGUGUCUCCUCAUCUGUGCUGAGAUGUACCAGGUCUCCAGACUGCAGCACAUCUGUGAGCUGUCCAUCAUCACACAGCUGCAGAGCAUGCCCAGCAGGGAGCUGGCGUCCAUGAACCUUGACAUUGUGGAUCUGCUCAAAAAGGCCAAGUUUCACCACUCUGACUGCCUUUCAACCUGGCUGCUUCACUUCAUCGCCACCAACUACCUCAUAUUCAGCCAGAAGCCUGAAUUUCAAGAUCUUUCAGGGUCUCACUCUGUAGCCAUGGCUGUCCUGGAACUCACCGUGUUAACCAAGCUGGUUUGGAGCUCACAAAAACUGCCUGCCUCUUCUCCCCAAGUUCUGGGAUUAAAGGCGUAUGCCACCACAUGCUGUUUGGAGUUCUGUCAUUACAAUGCCACGUCAUUCACCUUUGCUUCCUCAUGAAACAAUGAACUGACUCCCCUGACCAGGCAGCUUUUUUACUGUCAUUUAGAUCGUACAACUAGGGCCUUGUUAAUCCACGUGCCCAUGAAGCUGAACAGCAGGUGGAGGAAUCAAACAGAAGGGAGGGAUUCCCAGACCCAUAAAUGUUUAAAGUACUAGGUGUGCCUGAGGCAGGAUGAAGCCUGGGGUUGCAACAGUGAAAUUCUUAAAUGCUGACUAAAGAGGGGUCUCCCUACCAGUGCAGGCAACGUUUAUAGGAAAUGGGAAGCUCAGAAAUUCAAGCCCAACAAGUCAUAGAUUUGUAGACUCUGGGUGGAGCUAAGCUUAGGGUGAGGGCCGGACUGGUCAGGUUUCUAUGGAAGUGAAUCCAGAGUGCAUGGUGUACAGGGGGCUAGAGGAGCCCGAAGACCAGGAACUCGCAGUACAGUAGACUACGGAGCAGGGAAUACCAUGGGGAGUGAGUAGGUUAGCUGGUGCAUGACUGGAGGGGAAGAGUCAGGGCGAGUUUAUAGAGUGUGGAAGGUCAGCUUAUCCACAAAGAAAAAUGGAUUUGUUAUCUCCAGUGAAAGCAAACAUUGUAUUGAAGGAGAAAAGUUUGGAAGCAGCCAAAUACCACCUGCGGGAGCAGUGUACGUCAGCACUAACCGCAUAGUGCUGUAAAUCCUGAUGGCUGCUUUUAUCCAGAUUCUGACUGAUUCUGGAAGGGUGGGGGAUAUAAGGGUGCUCUGUCACUUAACAAUCAAAUGUUUGUAUUUCAUCUUGACAGAAUAAAUAAAUAAAAUAUAUGUAAUUAACUUU